This is a messenger RNA of Nematolebias whitei (Rio pearlfish), 1898 nucleotides long. It is a transcript of the gene fbxo34, whose product is annotated as F-box protein 34. Bases 30 to 1898 code for a protein of 622 amino acids. The transcript has 2 exons. Gene Ontology annotation, molecular function: protein binding. Lineage: Eukaryota; Metazoa; Chordata; Actinopteri; Cyprinodontiformes; Rivulidae. The record is from RefSeq and is a predicted model, not a curated record.
AGCCGGUCGGAACACUGUGGAGGUUCAUCAUGCAUCUGAAGUCCUGUCCGAAGCUCGUGCGGUCCGAGCUGCGCUUGGACGCCACCAGCGUUGGGAGCCAGCAGGGGGCGCUGCUGAGGACCACGAGCGGCGGUCCCGGCAUCGCUCGGCUUCCAUUCAGCGUCAUCUCCAACAUGCUGCGCUGCAACAACACCGUGGCCUCGUUCUGUCUGAAGGGACCCAGCGGGUUCCUCACCGCUCCGCCCGACUGUGAAAACACCACUCCUGGACCGGGUCAGAACACCACAGAGGACACUGAGGCGCCGCAGAACAUGUGGGCCGUCAUUAAACCCGGACACGUGCGUGAGAAGAUAGCCAUCUUUACUUCAGAGGAGAGGCGAACGGACGGAGCUGAGGGAUCACCAGGGAGCGGCGCCAGCAGCUGGGACCAAGAACCGACAGCGGGCACCAACAGCGCCACGUUGACCGGACUGCCCCGGGCCGCCAAAGCUAAAGGGAGCUGGCAGGAAAACAGCUGUGCCAAAAGACGCCGCAGGUCAGAAAACAACCCGAACCCCGAGAAGGAUCAGAGGACUCACUUCCUGAACGAACAGCAAAACGUCCUCAGACCGGGUCCGAUGGACUCAACUGGGCUGUUGGGCAGAGAACAGCAGGGAGGCGUAGCAGCAGAGGAGGAGCAGAAAGUUUCAGUCGUAGAGAUGGUGGCCAUCCUGGAGCAUAGGGCAAACGAAGUGAAGCUGGACCUGAAACCACUGCUGACCAUCCAGAGGAGCUCCACCACCAUCACACUGACUAGAACCGUCCGGCAGGAGGAGGAACAGGAAACUGUCCGGGUGUCCGAGAUGGUGGCCCGGCUGGAGUCAGAGUGCCUGAGGAGGUCAGAGGGAGGUCUGUCAAGGAACAACAGCCUGAGGAGGUCAGAGGGAGGUCUGUCAAGGAACAACAGCCUGAGGAGGACUGAGGGAGGUCUGUCGAGGAACAACAGCCUGGGGAGGACCGUGGGGCGGGUUCUGCUGGCCUCCGGGGAGCAGAACUUCACCUCCUGCCAGCUUUCGGCUUCAUCGGUGAUAUCAUCAUCAUCAUCAUCACUGUUGGGUGGUCGGAGCACGGAGCCAGUCGGCUGUUCUCAGAAAGCUGCUUCCUCUCCAGAGGUAACUGUGCCCCCAUCAGCUGAGCAGGGGGUGGAGCCUCAGCAAGCUGUAGCCCCUCCCCCUCAGUCUGAGGAGGCAGAACCACUGCCCGGCCUUCUGUUUGUGUCUCCGCCUUCUGAUGAGACAGACACACACCACUACAAAACAAGCUUUUACUUUGAGCCCGCCCCUUCUCACUCCUCCCCCUGUGACUCCACCCACCAAUCAGAAAAGAGAAUUAACACCAGCCCUGCGAGUGGGACUUCCUGCUCCCCUGCUGUGUCUCUUGGCCGAAGCGGGUCAGCGUCCCGGGACUUCCUAGAGCUUCGCCAGCGGUUGCAGCAGCUUCUGGUGCCGCAGCCGUACCUGUCAGUUCUGCCGCACCACCUGCUGGUGAAGAUCCUGCUGCUGCUGCCCACACAGAGCCUCGCCGCCCUCAAAUGCACCUCCAGCUACUUCAAGUUCAUCAUCGAGACCUACUGCGUGCGGCCCGCCGACUCGCUCUGGGUGUCCGACCAGCGGUACCGCGAAGACCCCUGCAAGCAGUGCAAGAGGCGGUACUGCCCCGGGGACGUCUCGCUGUGCCGCUGGCACCACAAGCCGUACUGUCAGGCGCUACCAUACGGGCCGGGCUACUGGAUGUGUUGCCAUAGCACCCAGAGGGAUGCGCCGGGCUGCAACGUAGGUCUCCAUGACAACCGCUGGGUGCCAGCGUUCCACAGCAUCAACGUGCCAAUCUGCAGAAGGAACUGUAGCCAUUAUGUGUGA